Molecule: messenger RNA, 7328 nt
Organism: Oryzias melastigma (Indian medaka)
Lineage: Eukaryota; Metazoa; Chordata; Actinopteri; Beloniformes; Adrianichthyidae
Product: neurexin-1a
Exons: 24
Coding region: 1359-5858 (1499 amino acids)
Source: RefSeq, a predicted model, not a curated record
UAUAAUAUGAGGGUUGCAUCCAUCCAAAUCCUGUAACAACAGUUCUGUGCUCUGAUUUAUUUAUUUAUGUAUUUAUUUAUUUAGAUCUGAUUAAUGACAGUAAAAAUGCGUUUUAUUUUAAAGCUCUUCUCACUGAUGCUUAAUCCACAUCCGCGUGCGCCUACAUCAAUGCAGCUUAUUUUCCAAAAGUUGCUGUCCCAUCAUUCCUCGUGGAUGCCUGCUGAUAAAGGGAAAGGCGCUGUCCAAGGUACUGCAUUCUGCCCCUCCCCGGUAGACAACCCGGAGAGACACGUGAUCCACGCUCUGUCUGUGGCUCCUCACAGUCACUGGAUGAACUCAACAGGGAAACCAGAUUGCGCCUCCUCUUCCACGAAGAUAACUGGAUUUUCGCCGCGCGCUUCCCUCUAACUCCAUCCGACAGUCUCGUUUCCUCCGCAGUUAUGUUUGUUUUCAUAUCGGGAGAUACAUUUGGAUGAGCAACAUAUUUCAGGUAAUUUUUUUUUGUCUUUCUGCCACCGAGCCUGUGAGGUUUUUCUUUCUUUAGUGGAGUAAGAGGGAAAGUGGACCUUUUUUUUCCCCUCUUUGCGCAUUUCUCUCGGCUGAUACUGUGAUUCACUUGAAAGCAGACCUUGAUGUGUGGGAUUCACAAGAAGAUCGGAAGCUCUGCAACAGACCGAAAAUACGGAAUGUGUUGAUUAGAAGAAGAGGCUAGAGUUUAAGAUUACAUUUUUGGGUCUCCGGUUUGCAACUAUCUGGGGUCCCGUGGAAGUGGGUGCAUCCGCAAAGAAAGCAUUGACACAGAGGAUUGCCUUGAAACAUUUUUUUUGCUUAUCAGCAAGCAUGGCAUUCUACCCUUUUUCAACUGAGGAAGCAAAGUGAAAAGCCCAAAGCGAGGCUCCCGGUGACUUGGCAUGAACAAAAAGAUUAAAACUGCCAUUUCGACUCAAGUGAAACCGUCUACAAACUAACCAGCAUCAGAAAGAGCUCUCCUAUAAUUGCAUUCAUUAUAAUAAGUGUGCCCAGUGGAUAUCCGGAUCUGUACAUUUUUUCUAACUCAGCCAUGGCAGAGAAGACCUCUGAACAGUUCAAGUUGCUUUGGCGGGAACAGUGAGGGAUUUUGCCAGUGGGCUGGACAGCAUGAAGUAAUGGUGUCGGUUCCAAAACAUAAAUGUUGGCUAAGUCUACUGACGUACAGAUCAGUGAUGAUCUUUAAUCUCUUGUCUUACAAUGUGCCUGUUCAAACCUGUAUCUCCCCAUAGGCAGUCAGUCAAUCCAGCGUUGCUUUUAGUCAGACAAAGGUUCUAAGACUAUCCCUACUCUGUAAAUUCUACAGUUUUUUGAGAUUGUAUUCGUACAGGAUGGUUGUUAAAAAAACUUAUAGUGCCCAGAUCAUGUUGGUCGUGGUGCUUCUUUGCUGUUUUGCAGAAAUAGGCACUUGUUUGGAGUUUACAGGUGCUGAGGGACAGUGGGCGAGGUUUCCAGUGUGGAAUGCAUGUUGUGAAAGUGAAAUGAGCUUCAACAUGAAGACAAAAAGUUCCCAUGGGCUGCUAGUUUACUUUGACGAUGAAGGAUUUUGUGACUUUUUAGAACUUCUGAUCCGAAACGGCAAACUCAGCCUCCGUUUCUCGAUUUUCUGUGCUGAGCCUGCAACCGUCGUAUCUGACACGACGGUCAACGAUAGCCGAUGGCAUACUGUCACGAUAAGGAGAAACUUUAAGAACACUACUCUGAUGGUGGACAAUGAGAUAAAGUGGGUGGAGGUCAUGUCGAAAAGGCGCGACAUGACCGUUUUCAGCCAUUUGUUCGUGGGUGGAAUACCUCCGGAGUUACGCUCUGUGGCGCUGCGUCUGACAUCGGCUGCUGUCAAAGAUGAGCCCCCCUUCACUGGAUGGAUAACAGAUGUGACGGUCAACAACACGGAGUGUGCAAUCGUCAACAGUGAUGGUGUCUUAAUGGACAUCUGUGGUACAACCAACAUGUGCCUAAAUGGAGGAAUCUGCAGUUUGAUUGACAACGAACCAACAUGUGACUGCUCCCACACGGGCUUCCAAGGAAAGGACUGCAGUGAAGAAGACAACUAUACUGAAGGUCUGGCACACCUGAUGAUGGGCGACCAAGAUAAAAUUAAAGGACAAAGAGGGGAAGCUUGGCUUCUAAGGUCCCUACUGAGCACACAAGGAAAAGAAGAAUUCGUUGCAACCUUCAAAGGAUCUGAGUUCUUCUGCUACGAUCUGUCCUUGAACCCGAUUCAAAGCAGCAGUGAUGAAAUCACAUUGUCAUUCAAAACCCUUCAGAGGAAUGGACUGAUGCUGCACACGGGCAAAUCUGCUGAUUACGUCAACCUGGCACUGAAAAAUGGGGCUGUCUCACUCGUCAUUAAUUUGGGGUCUGGAGCCUUUGAAGCUCUUGUGGAGCCAGUCAAUGGGAAAUUUAAUGACAAUGAUUGGCAUGAUGUCAAAGUAACACGGAAUCUACGUCAGCACUCAGGCAUUGGACACGCUAUGGUAACAAUAUCCGUAGAUGGGAUUCUGACCACCACAGGGUAUACACAAGAAGACUACACCAUGUUAGGCUCUGAUGACUUUUUCUAUGUUGGUGGGAGCCCUAGCACAGCUGACCUGCCUGGAUCUCCAGUUAGCAACAACUUCAUGGGCUGCCUGAAGGAGGUUGUCUACAAAAACAACGAUGUGAGGCUCGAGUUGUCCCGGCUCGCAAAACAGGGGGACCCCAAGAUGAAGGUCCACGGGACGGUGGCCUUCAAAUGUGAAAACGUAGCCACUCUGGACCCUAUCACAUUUGAGACGCCCGAAUCUUUCAUCAUUCUGAACAAGUGGAAUGCUAAAAAGACAGGCUCCAUCUCCUUUGACUUCCGCACCACAGAACCCAACGGCCUUCUCCUUUUCAGCCAUGGCAAGCCCAAACAGCAACCCAAGGAUUCCAAGAGUCCCCAAACCUUUAAGGUGGACUUCUUUGCCAUUGAGAUGUUAGAGGGACACUUGUACUUGCUGCUCGACAUGGGCUCAGGAACUACAAAAACCAAGGCAGUGAAUAAGAAAGUCAACGAUGGCGAGUGGUACCAUGUGGACUUCCAGCGUGACGGACGAUCAGGUACCAUCUCCAUCAAUACUCUACGUACUGCCUACACAGCCCCAGGAGAAAGUGAGAUCCUGGACUUGGAUGACAAUCUCUACCUUGGGGGACUGCCAGAAAACAAGAUGGGAUUGGUGUUCCCCACAGAAGUAUGGACUGCCCUACUUAAUUAUGGCUACGUGGGCUGCAUCCGCGAUUUAUUUAUCGAUGGACAGAGUAAGGAUGUCCGACGGCUAGCAGAGAUCCAGAAGGCUGCAGGGGUCAAACCGUCUUGUUCCAAAGAACCGUCCAAACAGUGUUUGAGUAACCCCUGCCAAAACAAUGGAAUCUGCAGAGAGGGUUGGAACCGCUACGUAUGCGACUGUUCUGGAACUGGAUACCUGGGUCGCUCCUGUGAAAGAGAAGCGACAAUCCUCAGCUACGAUGGGAGUAAGUUCAUGAAGGUCCAGCUUCCUGUGGUGAUGCAUACCGAAGCUGAAGACGUGUCUCUACGAUUCCGCUCCCAGAGAGCGUAUGGUAUCCUGAUAGCAACCACAUCUCGAGACUCCGCGGACACCCUACGCCUGGAGUUGGAUAGCGGUCGUGUACGACUGACUGUCAAUUUAGAUUGUAUCAGGAUUAACUGUACCACCAGCAAAGGUCCAGAGACCAUUUUUGCGGGUCAGAAUCUCAAUGAUAACGAAUGGCACACAGUACGUGUCUUCAGAAGAGGCAAGAGUUUGAAACUGACGGUAGACGAUCUUACACCUGUGGAAGGUCAAAUGGCAGGUGACCACACCCAGCUGGAGUUCCAUAACAUUGAGACGGGCAUUGUGACAGAGAAGCGCUUCAUGUCCACAGUGCCCUCCAACUUCAUUGGCCACCUCCAGAGCCUCUCCUUCAAUGGCAUGUCCUACAUAGACCUUUGUAAAAACGGUGACAUUGAUUACUGUGAACUCAAUGCCAUGAUUGGCUUCAAGAACAUCAUAGCCGAUCCCGUCACCUUCAAGUCGCGCUCCAGCUAUGUAACGCUUACUACUCUGCAGGCCUACUAUUCCAUGCACCUAUUCUUUCAGUUCAAAACCACCUCCCCAGACGGCCUGAUCCUGUACAACAGCGGCGAUGGGAAUGACUUCAUUGUUGUGGAGCUUGUCAAAGGCUACCUUCACUAUGUGUCUGACCUGGGGAACGGAGCGCACCUGAUCAAAGGCAACUCAAACAAGCCCCUGAGUGACAACCAAUGGCACAAUGUCAUCAUCUCCAGGGACACAAACAAUCUUCACACGGUCAAGAUUGAUACCAAGAUUACCACGCAGACCACAACAGGAGCCAAGAAUCUGGACCUGAAGGGUAAUCUAUACAUUGGUGGAGUGGCUAAGGACAUGUACAAGGAGCUGCCCAAACUGGUGCACGCCAAGGAGGGAUUUCAAGGUUGUUUGGCAUCAGUGGAUCUGAAUGGUCGCCUCCCAGAUCUGAUGUCAGACGCUCUGGACUGUGUGGGACAGAUAGAGAGAGGAUGUGAAGGCCCCAGCACCACAUGCCAAGAAGACUCGUGUGCCAACCAGGGUGUGUGUCUUCAACAGUGGGAGGGGUUCAGCUGCGACUGCAGCAUGACCACGUUUGGAGGACCGUUGUGUAAUGACGCGGGAACUACAUACAUUUUUGGGCGAGACGGUGGACUGAUCACGUACACCUGGCCCCCAAAUGACCGUCCGAGCACAAGGGCAGAUCGGCUCGCCAUUGGUUUCAGCACACACUUGAAGGACGCUGUCCUAGUGAGGGUGGACAGCUCCUCCGGACUUGGAGACUUCUUAAAGCUCCACAUUGACAAAGGAAAGGUUGCUGUUGUUUUUAAUGUUGGAACAGAUGACAUUAACAUUGAGGAGAAAGCAAAGUUUGUAAAUGAUGGAAAGUACCAUAUAGUCAAGUUUACGAGGAGUGGGGGUAAUGCCACUCUGCAGGUGGAUGACCUGCCUGUCAAUGAGCGCUACCCAACAGGCAACAAUGAUAACGAACGCCUGGCGAUUGCUAGACAGCGAAUCCCAUACCGACUUGGUCGAGUAGUUGACGAAUGGCUACUCGACAAAGGGCGACAGCUUACAAUCUUCAACAGCCAAACCACUAUACAGAUUGGGGGCUGGGAGCGAGAUCGGAGUCAGUCUUUUCAGGGCCAGCUCUCAGGCCUCUACUAUAAUGGCUUAAAGGUGUUCAACAUGGCCGCUGAGGGGGAUUCCAACAUAAAGAUCCAGGGAAGUGUGCGGCUUGUGGGGGAUUCACCUUCCUCUAUCACGCCACAGUCGAGCACCACAGCUAACCGAUCAGAGACGUCCACAUCCAUCAUGGAGAUCACCACUACCACCGCAUCCAGUAGGAGAGUCAAGCAGACAACACCACGAGAGCCUCAGCAGACAACUGACGACUUUCAGGUGGCUUCAGCUGAGUGCCCAAGUGAUGAUGAGGACAUUGAUCCCUGUGAGCCGAGCUCAGGUGGGUUAGCCAAUCCCACUUUUGCUGGACCCAACCCCCCAGAGAUCAUCCGGGAGGCCAGCAGCACCACGGGGAUGGUUGUUGGCAUCGUUGCAGCAGCUGCACUGUGCAUUCUCAUCCUCCUUUAUGCUAUGUACAAAUACCGGAACAGAGACGAGGGUUCAUACCACGUGGACGAAAGUCGCAAUUACAUCAGCAAUUCAGCACAAUCUAACGGCACUGUAGUCAAAGAGAAACCAGUCAACACAGCAAAGACCUCAAGCAAGAACAAAAAGAACAAGGACAAGGAGUACUACGUGUGAUUGCUGGAGCUUUGGUCUUUGCCAGAUCAAACAAAACAUCAGACGAAAAGACAAAUCUUGUCAUCUGUACAGUAUAAAAACAAAGAUGAACAUUAUUUAGUCAUUUUUCCUACGAGACAGUGCUCUACUAAGUAAAGUAAGAAUGAAUGACUCAGUAUGUACUGUCCAGAAAGACACUGAUGGAAAAUGGCUCUGGAAAACACUUAAAAAUGGACCAAAUACAUAUCUAACAUGUCAGACAAACAUUAUUAACCCAUCCGUGACUUGUUCCAUGGCAAGGAAAAUGUGUUCUAACUCCUCGGCAUCUCCAGUAAACAGAGGAGCACAGAUGCACUUUGCAAAUGGAGAUGCAGCAUUACAACGUUGACGUCACAUUUACAUUGCCUGUGUUUGUGCUGUUGAUUAUGGAGAAAAUGCGUAAAUAAAUACAUGCAUACCCCGAGCAUCUGCUGUCAGUCAGGAGGAAGAGCACAAGCACCAGGUAAGGGUUAAACCAGGGAGAACAAAAAAACAAAAAAGAAAAAAAUGAAAGAUCUCCACUGGAUGCAGCCAAAGUUCUCCCUGAAGAAGCAGAACAGGGAUCAAAGACUCAUCCCUGGUUGGUGGAGCCGCUGCAAUGCAGUGAUGACAAUGAGAUGGCUGUUCUCAUGAAAGAGUGCAGUUAAAACGUGUCAGUCGUGCCAGUAAAAAGCGUAGGGGCUUUUGUUUUCAUGUUCGUUUGACCUCAAAGGACAAGGGUUCCCCAGAAACCUGUCUGAGAAAGGGAUCACCUGGGAGCCAUGCACGUAAAAUUAUCUUAUUAACGGUACAAAUGUUUAUAAACGGUACAACCACAUCUAUAUGUGCUUUCUGGACUGUGAAAAAGUGGUGUUUUAUAGCCUGUUGUAUAGACAAUGCAAACUAUAACUGCUCCUCAACCAUUUUUGAAUAAAAUUUUAAAAAGACUAAAAGACAGUAUAAGUGUUAAUAAAUGUUGCUAGACAUAGAAGAUUUUAUGAGAACAUACUUUUUCUUGAGUUGGAUACUAAUUUGAAAUGCCCGUUUUUACAUGUGUUCCUAUAGUUUUUUAUACAAAUCCCAAAUAGACCAGAAAGCAUAUCCGUUCUAAGGAAAACUGCACACGGGUCGCCGGAGAAGAGGUGUGCCAUGAAUGCGUCUCCCUUAAGGAAUCACUGCCUUCCUCCUCAGUCCUGACUUCCACAAGUGAGAAUGAAGAUGAAGAAAGCAAGGAUGAGGACACUGAUAGGAUUACCUGACGGGUUUCUGAACGGUAUAAAACGGACUGCUUGGGCUGAUGCAAAGACUGGAGGAGAAGACGAGCCCAAAUAAGUCUCCAUUUCAACUGUUGUGUGUUUGUUCUGUCAUUCUGUCUGUCACUUCUGCUUUCCAGAGACCUGUAUUGGAGUGACUGUAAGGGAAAAUGACCAUGAACUAUAAAUGAUGAUCAUAAAUUCUCUUUGUUUGCUCCUC